AUGAUAUUUUACAUAAGAGUUGUUAACAAUUUCAUUCAACACAUUGAGUUAGAGGAGAUUCUGAAGAUAAUUCGAAUUUUUAAAUUUAAAAGUUAAAUUUCAAAAAGUUACAGUAUGAAAAGCUAAAAUAUAGUAAAAAAACACUCCAAAGAUAAAUUUUCUAAUGAAUUUGGUUUCAGAUACCGCGUAUUGUAUCCAUACGAACCGAGACAAGGCGAUGAACUGGAACUCGAAGAGAAUGAUAUUGUUUUUGUAGUCGAGAAGUGUGAGGAUGGAUGGUUUAUCGGUAAGGAUUGAUAUAAAAAUAUUCAGCUGGGUUUUUUCUACAUUUUGAUGUAUACAAAUGUUAGGUUUGGAAUAUUUUGAUGUUAUAAAAUGGCAUUUUUCGAGACCCGUUUACCUAAAAUAUUGCAAGAAUUAGGUAGCCUUUGUUAAUUUGAGUAUAACUUUUUUACCGGUUCACCAAAUGUUAAAAUUUUUUGAUUCUUAGACACACAAGAUAUUACUUUAAAAGACUUAUUACCGUAUUUUAUCAUGCUAUUUUCAGGAACAUCGCUAAAGUCCGGUCAAUUUGGAACAUUUCCCGGGAAUUACGUUGUCAAACACUGA
Molecule: messenger RNA, 609 nt
Organism: Bursaphelenchus okinawaensis
Lineage: Eukaryota; Metazoa; Nematoda; Chromadorea; Rhabditida; Aphelenchoididae
Source: the annotation of a GenBank genome assembly